This is a messenger RNA of Rhipicephalus microplus (southern cattle tick), 1538 nucleotides long. RefSeq names its product (Lyso)-N-acylphosphatidylethanolamine lipase. The record is from RefSeq and is a predicted model, not a curated record. Gene Ontology annotation, molecular function: lysophosphatidic acid acyltransferase activity; carboxylic ester hydrolase activity. Gene Ontology annotation, biological process: phosphatidic acid biosynthetic process; lipid homeostasis. NCBI's taxonomy places the organism in Eukaryota, Metazoa, Arthropoda, Arachnida, Ixodida, Ixodidae. Gene Ontology annotation, cellular component: mitochondrion; lipid droplet.
GCUGGGCGAUCCUCUUCGCAAUAUUGCCACCGUCCGAGGGAAAGCAUACAACACACACAGGGGCACGGGCCGUCUCCGGCGUCCCUCCUGAGAGGCUCGAGUGUCACAUUGUGGAGACCGACUGUCAGACGUCGAGACAAGCCACCGUGUUGGCUGACCAGCCUUCAAGAUGUUGACCAGUAUGAUGAGGUGGCGCUUCUACAAGAAGACCCUGCUAGAUAUGGUGCGACGCAUUCUCAGCUGCUUCUUUACUGCCCUCACCGAGCGCCUUCGCUCGUUUUUCUGCUGGUGCCCGUCCUCGAGAGAGAGCCUGGAUGAAGCUGAGCGACGUGUCCUUGGCUCUAUGCGGAAGCGCUACAACGGAUACUACGUGGAUGUGGGGCGCAUCAGUGACAUCCCGCCGCAAAACAGCUGUAUCUGGACGGUCCAGGUCGAGCCAGACGAAGAAGAUGAAAUGGCAGUACCUUUGGUUCUCGUGCACGGCUACCUGUGUGGUGCGGCCCUCUGGGUGCUGAACUUGGAGGCGCUAUCCCAUCGCCGGCGUGUCUACGCCAUCGACUUGCUUGGCUUUGGCAAGAGUUCAAGGCCCACCUUAUCCAGCGAUGCCGAAGCUACGGAGGCCCAGCUCGCACUAGCUUUGGAGAGGUGGCGUUCCCGGGUUGGUCUGGAGCAGUUCGUGCUGCUAGGCCACAGCUUCGGCGCAUUCGUAGCGUCUGCGUACGCGCUGCGGUCACCUAGACAUGUGGCACACCUGAUCCUCGAGGACCCGUGGGGAUUCUCCGAGAGCCACAUGCCCGACACAGCUUUCCGGCUGCUUCCCUGGCUCGCCACUGCCUUCACGCGUGGUCUCAAGUACUUCAGCCGCGCCGACAUAUGUUCACUUCUGCGUGCUGGAGGAAUUCUCGGGCCUACAUUUCUCGGCAUCGUGCUGGCUCACGAAACCAACAUGUUCCGCAAAAUUGUGCAGGACAAGACGGCCGUCGUCAGCUAUUUCUACCAUUGCAAUGUGCGGAGACCCAGUGGCGAGGCCUCGGUUAAGGCGUUAAUGCACAGGUUCCCGUGGGUGAAGCACCCGAUGGGAAUCAGGCUCGUGGACCUCCCACCUGAAAUAGGGAUCACCUUCAUCUACGGCGCACACAGCUUUAUGAGCCAAAUGCCUGCAUUUGCCCUUCGCGAUGCCAGGACUCGGUCCAUCGUCCACCUGCAUGUGCUUGAAGAUUGUGGACACAACUUGCACUAUGAGAAGCCCGAAGAAUUUUGCAAUGUGGUCAACAAAGUGUGCGACCUUGUCGACAGGAUUCUACUGCCGAUUAUGUACUAAACGAAGCCGGAACAUACGAGCUCACCUCUCCAUCGCACGUGCACGCAGACACCCAGAGAAAAAAAAAGAACAUCAUGUGUACAAAACACGCUUCAGUGCAAGUCACUGCUGACAUGUCUCGUUUCUGUUUGUUGGGGAUAUAAUAGAGUACCUCAACCUACUACAGUAGCGCAUAAGAGUCGGGAAGCGCUAAGUGAAAUAUAGUAGUUUCAUAUCA